This is a messenger RNA of Nematostella vectensis (starlet sea anemone), 2617 nucleotides long. RefSeq names its product N-acetyl-beta-glucosaminyl-glycoprotein 4-beta-N-acetylgalactosaminyltransferase 1-like. The transcript has 3 exons. The record is from RefSeq and is a predicted model, not a curated record. Lineage: Eukaryota; Metazoa; Cnidaria; Anthozoa; Actiniaria; Edwardsiidae. Gene Ontology annotation, cellular component: Golgi cisterna membrane. Gene Ontology annotation, molecular function: acetylgalactosaminyltransferase activity. Bases 421 to 2268 code for a protein of 615 amino acids.
UACUAAAUUGAAUAAGUUUGAUUACAAUUACGCUUUGCACGCAAUUUCAGUGAACAGGUUUCCCCAGAUUUCGUAACAACACAUACUUUUCAACCCUGGUUAUUCUCCAAGUAAUUAAAUGUAAAAUUUCAACUGUGUCUGAAUACAGGGAAAUAGACUAAAUAACAUGUCGAAACGUGUUAAAAGCACCCACUCAAGUCUAGGCAGUUCUAGCCAAAGCCAUUUGCUUAACAAGCAACAUGAAAGCUUAUCUUUUAGUCCCUAAGCAACAUGAAAGCUUAUCCCUAAGCCUAUCCUAAGUUUGCAAGGGUAUUCAUCAUUUGUGCCCUAUAUCGAUCAACUCGGGAAAAACGGCGUGGUGAGAUAUGCGCGCAGAACAAUAAGAUCAUCCAGACCCCCGCUUUUCUAAGUACAGACACCAUGCACUGGAUAGCUCUAGUGUUCGUUUUAACUGCUUUUGUGACGACUGGAUUUCUAGUUUUCAGCGAACUGGAUAAAACACAAGAACUAAUUCGUUCCCUGGGACACCCUAGCUCACUAUUUGCCCGCAGGGACGCUUUUUUUAACGAAACCAGCGCUACCUUCUACAAAAGCUUCGAAGUGGAGGAAAAAGGGCUGCACUCACAUACUUGGAUGCACGUUUGCGCACAGGGAAUCGACGUCUUAUGCCGCUUUCCUCUAUUCCCUAAAAGUCCGGACAAAGUGAACAAAGUCAGACGCCUCGUGAACUCGUCUUCUCUUGGUCAGCGCGUUUUUGGGUUUUUUGUUCCGCCCAUGACGGGCCCUUAUAGAUUUCGUUUGGUAUCGAAACAUCCUACAAAAGUUUGGCUAAGCACCGAUACUUCUCCCUCGAACGCCCGAGAUCUUUUCAACAGCACCGCUCAGGUAUCGGGUAACCUUGAGGUUACAUCAGAAGAGGUUUACAUGCGCCUGGGUCAUCGUUACUUCUUAGAGAUUGUUCGCGGCAGACUAGAGCCACGUGCGGAUUUCCAGUUGUCUUUAAUGUGCCCCGAUGCAGUAGGGUUUAAAGUCAUUGAUGAACAGCACACACAGUUAAUGUAUAGGGAGGUUACACGAGCCACUCCACGCUCAUCUGUCAAGAGUGCUAUUUGUCCACCGUCUUACCAUCAACACUUCGGUGAUGCAAGCCCCGCUAGAUCUCCCCCGAUAGAGUCUCCGGUCCGGUAUCUUGACCACGCUGAAGUGAGUCGAGCUCUGCCUUCUUGUACUUAUAAGCCAAGCUAUGUUACAAGGAAUUGUCCUCCUGGCUGCUUCUUUAGUGAAAGUUUUGUGCCGAUUUAUCGAUACCCAAGCGUAGAUCUACCUCGAGUGGAAAACGAACACAAGCUGAUUGAUGUCGAUCUAAGUAGUGAGGAAGCAAUGCGCAUCACAAAGUCCUACGUGCAACAAUUAGAUGCGGCAUAUCCCAGUAAGUUCAAGCUUCUCGAAAUUAGUUCCGUGGAGAAGAAAGUUAACAAACUCAAUGGAUCCCGGUAUUUUUUGGAGCUGAUAUUUCAGAGUGAAGAUCACCCGGAGCCCAUGAUGCUCUCCGAGAUCAUUUACGAGUACAACGACACCCAGCGAACGUUGUGCUAUCCCGACGGCCUUCAGUGGGAGAGACAAGCGCAUAUCUACAUAGUGAUCGCUAUACGUAACCAAGGCAACUGGAUGGGCCACUUCCUUGAUAACUUACAGGAUAUCUACAGGGACACUAAUGACAAACAUGUCAGUCUACUGGUCUUUGAUUACAACAGUGAUGAUAUUGACGUUGGCUUGGAACUCAGCACUAGGCGUUUACCGCCUCAUCAACUUCUGAAGAAGAGAGGCAACUUUUCUCGUACGGAGUCCAUCAAUGCCUUAGUAAAGCUAGUAAAAGACCCUCGCGCAAUUAUAUUCACCAUGGAUCUUCAUCUCGAACUGCCCCUACGCCUUCUCAAUGACAUUAGAAAGCAUUGCUUUCAGAACAGGAGCGUCUACGCGCCAGUGUUGAUAAGGUUGGGGUGCGGUCACAAUCCUUUAAACAUCAGUGGCAGGUGGGAAAUUCAUGGGUUUGGCAUUGUCGGCAUGUACAAGUCUGACUGGGACCAGGUUGGUGGAUAUCACGAGGGCUAUAAGACAUGGGGAGGAGAAGACUGGCACAUGAUGGAUGGAGUUAUCAGGAAGGAAUUAGAGUACGAACGCGUCCGAGCACAAGGUUUGAUGCAUUAUAGACACCCGAAAAAAGGGAUGUGGAUGGGCAAGAACGAAAACUGGUCUGAUAAGCGAUAGAAAGGCAUGUUGAUGUAUAAGAAUGAAAAAUUGUCUGAGAAGCGAUGGAAAGAUAUUUUGAUGGGCAAGUAUGAUAGCUGGUCUCACAAGCUAUGGAAAGACAUGUAGAUGGGAAAGAAUGCUAGCUGGUUUGUCAAGCAAUAGAAAGGCACAAUGUUGAAAAAACUGGUCUGACAAGCAAUAAAAGGACAUAUGGAUGGGCAAGAAUGGUAGCCGGUUUGAGAUUUGUCAACACUAUGAUGCAGACAUCUAUCUGCAAGUAAUGAACACAUUUGUCGGUUGAGGGUGCACAUCAUUCUUUAUGGUAUUAAUAAAAUCAGCUGUAUUAAUAAAAUUUAGUCAAUUUUAA